Dufourea novaeangliae is the source of this 1284-nucleotide messenger RNA. RefSeq names its product nuclear speckle splicing regulatory protein 1-like. The transcript has 2 exons. Lineage: Eukaryota; Metazoa; Arthropoda; Insecta; Hymenoptera; Halictidae. Bases 136 to 1284 code for a protein of 382 amino acids. The record is from RefSeq and is a predicted model, not a curated record. Gene Ontology annotation, biological process: regulation of alternative mRNA splicing, via spliceosome.
GACGUUAUAAUUGUUUGUUUAUAUGGUCUUUUAACCAUAGUUUAACGUAACAUUAGUGUAAAAUUUGUGUACCAUAAUUUUAAUAAGUAAUAAAACGAGCACGUUCGUUUCAAAUAACGUAUUAUUAGUACAAACAUGUCUAGCAUCAAAGAAGAAAAACAGUAUGGUUUAAUUUUACCGAAAAAACAACAACCUGUAACACCAAGAACCAGCAAUAUAUUUGCAGAUGACAAUGAUUCAGAUGAAGAAGAUGGCACUGAUUGGGUUAAAAAAGCCCUCAAGGCAGAAGAAGAGAAAAAUAAAAUAAAAAAGCAAACCAGGUUGAAUAUGCAGAAAGCUUUGAAAGAAGACCCAACUAUAUAUCAAUAUGAUGAAGUAUAUGAUGAUAUGGAACGUACUAAAACGCAGUCAAAAGAAGCAAAGGAUGAGAACAAGAAACCAAAAUAUAUUCAAAAUCUCCUAAAAGCUGCUGAACGAAGAAAAAGGGAACAAGAACACAGAAUAGAAAGAAUGGUGCAAAAGGAACGGGAAGAAGAAGGAGAAAUGUAUGCAGACAAAGAAAGUUUUGUCACUUCUGCUUAUAGAGCAAAAUUAGAAGAAUUUAAGAAACUAGAAGAAGAAGAAUCUAGAAUGGAUAGACUGGAAGCUAUUGGAGAUGUUAAGAAACAGCAAGAUAUGUCAGGAUUCUAUAGACAUUUGUAUGAACAGACAAUCAAAGGACCAGAAGAAGCUCAAACUAAAAACAGUACAAAUGAAGAUAAACCUAAUUCGGAUAAAGAGAUACAGCAUGUAAAUAAAGAAACAGGUGUAGCUACAUCGAACAACGAACAAAUUACAAAUAAAAAAAGCAAAAAGAGUAGACAAUACAGACGGAGAGUGUUGGAGGAAGAAAGCGAUACAGAUGCUGAGGCUCCACAAACAGCAGAAAAUAAAACGAAAGUUCUUUCACCUGAAAAACAUAAAGACGUUGAAAUAGAAAAUGUAGAAGAACCUGAGAGUAAAAAACUUAAGGAACAAGCUGAAGAUGCUGAACAUAAUGUAAUAAAUAAUACAGUUGCAACAAAAGAUAGUUCAGAUAGAAAGAGUAAGGAAAAUGGCUCAGAAAAUAGUAAGAAUGAUACAGAUGAGGAAGCAAUCAAAUCUAGUGUCAGGGCAAAAGCAAAAAUAGAGGCAGAAAAGAGGGAAAGAUCUAAAAUUUGGGAGAAGAGGACAAUUGGGCCUGUAUUUGAAGCAGCUUUACAGAGAUAUUAUGCGAGAAAAUCUAUGAGAAUUACUGCUACAUAA